This is a messenger RNA of Sardina pilchardus (European sardine), 2805 nucleotides long. RefSeq names its product carnosine synthase 1-like. The coding region runs from base 1 to 2655 and encodes 884 amino acids. Gene Ontology annotation, biological process: carnosine biosynthetic process. The record is from RefSeq and is a predicted model, not a curated record. The transcript is spliced from 8 exons. NCBI's taxonomy places the organism in Eukaryota, Metazoa, Chordata, Actinopteri, Clupeiformes, Clupeidae. Gene Ontology annotation, molecular function: ATP binding; carnosine synthase activity; metal ion binding.
AUGGACAGCACCAAAAAAGACAAGGGCUUCUUGCCUGAAAGCUACUCGGCAUUGCAGCAAAUAUUACGUGAACUUGCACUUCCCAAGACUAGAGACCGUACUCAGCACCCUAGAAAAGAUAUCGGCAGGUGUGAUGUAAUAAUCUGUGCCAUGGCAUCUCCUGAUAAAUACCUCUCACUUUUGCUGGCUGGUGGCAAGCAAUGCCCAGGUCGAAUGAUGCUCUGCCUAUGCCCAUCCUGGGUGUGCAGAUCCCCCUCCAGCACCCAAUCAGGCCUGUUCUCCCUGUUUAUCCUGAAGGCUGUUACCUUUGAGGCUGGGGGCUAUACUUACCUGGAUACCUUCAGUUCUCCCUGUCGUGUCACAUACCUCCUAGAGGAUGGCUCCGUGGGACCCUCUGUGGGGGAGGGGCUGGACUGCCUGACCUGCGGCUCUCCCCAACUCAAUACCCUCACUGAGGAUGUUCUGUUGAACUACCAGCUCUUGGGGGGGAAGGGGGUCCCUCUCCCUCCUAUGCUGGCCCUCUCCUAUCGCCCUCCAGAGGGGUUAGUCUCCUCUCACCCUUCCCUCAUGCUCCACCCUACACAAGAAAAGGAAGACCUACAGGAAUCUAUGGAGAAGGUCAUCAGUGACUUUCUUCAACGGCCAGAGGUACAAGGUUCUGACAAAGUGUUGGUGCAGCUCUCCACCUCUGGCUUGGGCUCCCAGGAGAGUGCUGCUGUGUUGAGUCGAGAGGACAGGGAGGGUUUGCUGAGAGCUGCUGCUGCCCUGGUCCCACAGAUGAGAGAGGGAGAGGCCAUUCUGCUGACAGCCUGCUACCCCUCCAUUCAACCUCUCCAAAGAACUAAGGUUAAGAACUCACUAUUCAAAGAACCCACCGUGAGGAAGGAACAACUCUCCCUUCGUAUCAGUGCCCAGGUGUGUCGCACACUAGAUGACCAGCCUCAAGUGACUCAGAUGUUGUGUUGGGUUGACAGAGCAGAGACCCACCCGAGAGCUGGUCCCAGCAGACUGCAGAGCCUGGAGGAAACUUUAAGAGACUGGGGCUUGUCUCAGCCUGAUGACAUCAUUUCCUCCCUUGAGAAAUGGGCAAAGACAGCCCUGCAAGCUAUUAUGGACCACCAGUCAGAGUUAGAGGUCACAGAAAAGGGGGGACCUCAUGCAAGGACAGAUUUGAUUGGAGUUGAUUUUUCCCUGGGAAAAAUGGACGGUGAGCUGCAGCCUUUCCUCCUUGGCAUAAACAAUGUUUCAAGGGGAAUGUUCAGCACUCCAAAUGACCUUCUCCAACCUCAGCUGUCAACCUCAGCUAUCGAACCCCUGCUACAGACCAUAUGUCAUCACUCACACUGCUCCAUCCUGGCUGGAAAGACUCUGCUGUUUAUCGGAGCAGGGGCAUCAAAAAAACUAAGAGUCUUUGAAACAGCAAAGCAGUAUGGCAUAAAGAGUGUUCUUGUCUGCUACAAGGAGCAACACCCAGCGUAUGACUAUGUCUCAGAAUAUUUGGUCUACAACUACAUGGAUCACACACAAGAUGAAGUCCACGCCGAGAACAUUGUGUCUCUGCUGGAAAAGAGGGGUUUGCAAGCAGAUGGCUGUUUAACUUUCAUCUGCAAAAACACAAUUCUCUGUGCUUUGGUGAGGGCCAAACUGGGCCUGCCAGGAGAUACAGUGGAGGCCAUCUCUAUCGCCAAGAGGAAGAGCCACACCCAGAGGCAUCUGGCUGCCAUAGAUCAGGGCUGGUGUCACCUGCCUGCCCCUAGGCAGUAUACUGUCCGUUCUGAAAACUUUGAGAACCUGACUGAUCUUACCAGAACUGCUGAAUCUUUUGGAUUCCCUGCUGUGGUGAAGCAAGAGUAUGGAGCUGGUUCUGUUUCUGUGAAACUGGUGGAAAAUGCUCACCAGUGUGAGGAGUAUGUCCAAGAAAUGAUGGCCCUGACAGCCUUGGAUCCUAGUGGUGGCUUUGCAUCUAGUCCAAUGAUUAUGGAGUAUCUUGAAGGUCCUAAGUACGUGGUGGACUUGGCAAUCUUUGAAGGAAGGUUGCACUUGGCCUUCGUGUCCUGGUGUGGUCCUUCUGUCUUGCCGUACUUCGUCAGCUCCUCCCACCUUAUGCCCUCUGGGGUCAGCCAGGAGAAGGAGGCCCAGAUGGUGGCUGCUGCCUAUCAGAGCUGUCUCCACUGUGGUCUGGAGAAUGGAGUCUACAAUGUUGACCUCAAACUCACAGACCAUGGGCCCAAACUCAUAGAAAUCAAUCCACGCACUGGGGGGAAUUUCCUUCCCACUUGGAUAAAGGAAGUGUUUGGUGUUGAUAUCUUCACAGUUGCUUUCCUGAUUGCCUGCAACAUACAGCCUCAGGUGUGGACACCUCAGCCAAGAGGACACUUUGUUGGCAUAUCUAGUCCGAUAAAACAGCACUUUCGUGCAAAGGAGAAGACACCGGAGUUUGAUGUCAUUCUGAAUAGUUUGAUCAACAAAGGUAUUGUGAAAUCCAGCAUGAUAACCGAUGUUAAGGAUGACACUGCACCUGUCGCCACCCUUAACCUGUCAAGUUUCAGUAAGAAGAGGGAAGACGCCAUCAACAACAUCCUACUGGCUUCCCAAAUGCUAUGCAUAGAUUCUGAAGAUUACCCUGUGAGGUACUUCUUGGAACCUUUCAUGUAAUCUUUCAUAGGACAUUUGAGGUUAAAAGGAUUAUGCGGAGUAAAAUGCACUUUAGAUCAAUUUACGGAUGACUUACGUGGUAGUGAGAAGAGGGUCCCUAAAGCCAAACCGAAGUAUCCCCAGGUCUUUAUGUGGUGUUGCUGCUGCAGC